AUGAGUUAUCCUGGACCGUACCGACCUCCUCUAUCAGGCUGGGGACCACCACCACCACCGACAGACCAGCAUCAUCCGCCUUAUUACUUUCCACAACACCAGGGACAGUAUCCACCACACCAGGGACAGUAUCCACCACCUCCACCAGAUGGUGGAGCAGUCACAGCUCAUCCUCCAUACCAGUACUACUUCCCUGGUACUAUGAUGAUACCAGUUCCUGUUGCACCAAUGCCCGCGCCUCCUACAGAUCAAUUUGGACAAACAAAUACCUACAUCACGAAUCACAUCUACCAAGGACAGCCAGAUUCCGUUCUGGUGGCAGAAUCUUCAGGAGAAUUAGACUGGGUCCCGACGACCUCAACACUUGCAAACUCACUAACCGGAAGAGCUGUUGCUGGAGGACAUGAGGGCUGGGAUGGAAGUCCCCUGUGGAUAAUUAGGGGUUGGCAUAAUGGCGAUUUAAUUCCUGGGAAGUUGUCUGUAAGGCAUAACGCAGCUUCUAUAGCGUAUAAUGGUAAAGAAGUGCCAGUUCAAAAUAUCGAAGUUCUUUGCGCUAAGCCGGAGACUUUGCGAUGGGUUCCAGCUUCGAACGGCAACGUACCUCCGAGCGCUAUUGCGGGUGGAAGAACAGCAUCAGGGGAGACUCUCUAUAUCGGUAGAGCACGAUACCAGUUGUCUGUGACUCCAGGAAAAGUGCAUCCAAGUCAAAAUUCGUGCUACAUCGCGUUUGCUGGAACUGAAGUGGCCCAUAAGAUGUAUGAUGUGUUGUGCACGAAUAUUAAACCUAAUUCGUUCGUGAAUGCUGUUUUAAAUGCGAAUUUUGUAAUGGAGAAACAAGAGAAGAAGUAUAAAAGAAUAGAGGAACUGGACGAAGAUGGCGUCGCAACGCUACUGCAGCGGUGGGAGUUGGACGAGUUUGUGGAAUUCACGAGAGAGAGAAAGAUCGACGGAAGAAGAUUACUUGAAGUUACCGAAGGUAUAGUUAAACUCUGGAAACCGAAAAUCAACGCCAAAAAGUUCAUUAAAUUCAUUGAGGAAAUAAGACUUAAACCUUAUGAAUAUUUGGACAGCCAAGAUAAAAAUGCUGCUAAAGAAGAAUUCAAUAAAGAUAAUGAAAUAAAUAAGGAACAAAUUGAAACAGAAAUAAGAAAAGAACAAGAUAAUUUUGACAUAGACAGCCAAUAUCAAACAAUACCUAUCAGAAAGAAAGAAGAACGUUCCCACACUUCGGCAAUGAGUACAGUAGAAGAACUGAUAAGAAGAAUCGUACCUGCUAAGAGUUUUCUCUAUAGACACCAACAGAGAACUGACAAAUUUCCAUCCUAUUUACCUAUGGAUGCUGGAGCGCCAAAGAAAAAGAAAUUCUUCAGAUUAAGUUCAUAUGAAUAUCCAUUCCUAGAUAUCAAAUCCAGAUUUUCCAAACAAGAAACCUCAAAUGAUAGAGGAUAUUACUCUAUGAAAACAAAUAGCAGGCACUACAUAGCUAGACCUUAUAAAAAUUCAGAAUCUAAAACCAAAUACAAGUCUCUAUCGACUCCUGAAGAACUCACUGAAAAAUACCCAGACGAUCACUUUUACGAAGAUUUAUGUUACAAUGAAGUCGAUAAUGUGGCGGAAAAACCUGUCGAAACAAGAGUAGUUAGUGUUAAGCCCUGUAUUGUAAAGAUUCAGGAACUUUUCCAAUCUUUUAAAGUCCCAUUCUUUAAAAGGCCAGAUAUGAUAGAAGAGAGGAAAGUAGAAGAGAUUGCGAAGGAUACUAAUUUAUAUGAGAAUACUGAUGGUACUGCUAAUAUGUAUGAUUCUGUACAUGUUAAUAGGCAGGCUGAUGUAGAAUGUCAAACGAUACAGACUAAGUUGCCCGUGGAGGACUAUCUCGAACCAGUUCAGUUAAGCAAGGAUUACUGCGAUGUCAACUACAAGCAAAAGGAAGAGUCGCUUAUGGGAUACAUACUCAGCAUUUUUGAGAACCGAUUCGGGAUAAGGCGUGAAACACACGACGACAGUCCAUCAUCAGAUUCAGAAUGUGAAAAUAAAGUGGAGAACUCGCCCAGUGAGGAAGGUUGCAAAUGGCCAGAAGACUGCAAACAGGGCCGCACAAAUAUGGCAGAUAGACCCCUGCCCGUGCCAGUCGAAAAUGAGCCUUAUUACAUGAAUAUAGAUAGAGGGGAGGCGCAAAAUCUCUUGAAAGGACAACCCGAUGGCACGUUUGUGUUAAGGCCAAGUAGUCAGUCUGACCACGCCUACACUCUUAGCGUGUCCUGCGCAAACGCAGUCCACAACGUUGGCGUCCGACGGCGGCCAGACGGUCGGCUGGCGCUCGGCUUCCCUCGUCGUGGUGAACACAGCUUCGCAACCGUGACGUCAUUACUACGUCACCAUAGAAAGCGACGGCUGCUCCUCGUCGCUGGUGGUGACGUUAUCGGUGCCACAACCUUGAACGAAUCCCCACAUUACUACCAGAGUCCGAGUAGUAUUCCUGUGCCAGUCGCAAAAGAGUAA
This is a messenger RNA of Arctia plantaginis, 2499 nucleotides long. The record is from the annotation of a GenBank genome assembly. Lineage: Eukaryota; Metazoa; Arthropoda; Insecta; Lepidoptera; Erebidae.